Messenger RNA from Caenorhabditis sp. 36 PRJEB53466, 2632 nucleotides. NCBI's taxonomy places the organism in Eukaryota, Metazoa, Nematoda, Chromadorea, Rhabditida, Rhabditidae. The record is from the annotation of a GenBank genome assembly.
AUGGAAAUCGAUCACAUGAGAACGGUGGAGAUUCUAGCGGCGAAAGCGGCCACUUGGGGCCUCCCCGAUCCAGAGGAAGAAGCUGAAAGUACGGAAAUGAAUUGCCCUCCAAAUUUUGUUCAAAAAAAAAUGUUUAGACGAAUUCGACGAGGAAGAAGACGUCGAUUCGAUUGCUGGAACGUUGGGAAAUGUGAAAAAACGCGAAAAGGAGCUCGUGGAGCUUCACUUUCCGCCGGAUGUAAAACGUGGCAAACAAUAUGCAAUGUUAUUCAAGAAAAUUGCAGGUGACCGCCAUCCGUGCCAACAUGAAGCGAUUCCGAGUGAUUCAGAGGCAAAUCGACGUGUCGAAAGCGGUAAGAUUCACAGAAUCCAACGUUCUCCAGUCAAAGACGUUUUGCAGACAAUGUCGGAGCUGCACGACGCGUACCAAUCGGUCUCGAGCCGUACUUCGUCGCUGCACGACGCCUGCGACAGAGCUCUCGCCGAGCAAACCGCCCUCUCCACCGGAUCGCAGCUCAUCAAGACCAAUCUGUACUAUUUCAAACAGGCCGACGCCAUUAUGAAGGUACAGCAUCGAAAAAAAGCGGGAAACAACUCUGAAUAAUUGCAGAAGCUGUCGGUGGCGAAACUGAUGGUGACGGGCCAAUCGUUCGCCUCGAUCCUGGUCUCCAUCGACGAUUGUCUCAACUAUUUGCGCUCCCAUCCCGAGUACAAAGAAUCCGAGGCGUACAUUGCCAAAUUCGAACAGUGCCUCAGCAGGUUUGUCAGAAAAUUAUUGAGUUUUGGCAAGAAUUGAUCAAAAAUCAUAUUUCAGAGCAAUGACAUGGGUACGCGUGGGCGUUCUCGCCGAUUUGGAGGCCUGUUUCAAUGAUGUCAAAGAUCGACAGACACAGUUGGAGGUACAGAAUGAAAUUGAAGCCCAAAACGCCAUUUUCCAUUAUUUUCAGGUGGAUUACGUGAAAACAAGCCGCGAAGGAGAGGAAGAGGACACGUUUGCCCUCCUCUACGGAGUUUUCGCUUCGAAAUCGGCGGCCGUCAAGUAAACAAACUGCUUCUGCAAUUUUUCAGGCUUCUUUUUUGCAGAGCCUCAAUCUCGGUGGUCGAACAGCGAUUCUCGGCGGUUCCAGAGUUCGAGGAGAUGCUGGCAGAAUGCCAAUACGCCUAUUUCGCCAGAAGACACCUCCUUCUCGGACCGAUUCUCGAGUCGACUCUUGACAAACUCUCCGCGUGAGUCUAUAAUCAGCACUGGGCGAAAAGCCUGAACAUUUGACCAACUUGCAAUAAUCCGAUCGGACCCAAACUGUGCAGACUUCUUGGACUUGGAUUAAAGUAUUUUGGGUCCAAGUUUCAGACCGAUCCGAUCAUCUGGACCCGAGAGCUGAAUUGGGUCUGAAAUUCCAGUCUGAAUUACUUCUAUGGGUCAUAUUUGUUCAGUUUUCACUCAAUUGCACCCUCUAGAAUACUUGUACCGAGCCCGAGAUUCGGAAAUGUCCAGAUUUCCUGGAGUGCCCCUAUGGCGCCGCAAUCUAGACAUUUCCGACUUUACCGCGAUUGUAAGCACCUAUGUAAUUUAAUCCAAGUUCAAAACGCCUCCAAAAUUUGGUCGAAAAGUCCAGACUUUUCGCCGAUUAUCUGCUUUCAGAACGCACGCGGAAUCGACGUGCCGCCUGACGCGCGACGCGUGCACAUUCAUGCUACGAACCUGUGACGACGAGUACCGUCUGUACCGUCAGUUCUUCGUCACCUCCUUCUGCGCCUCGCAUUCGGACGGACGCAUCAGUCCGGCCAUGUCAACGAUCACGUCGGUGUUCACGGCGGAGAAGAGUCAGCAGGCGCAUCCGUUCGAGACGUUCACCGAGCAAAUGUGCAGGACGCUGUACGACAUGCUACGCCCACGCAUAGUGCACAAUCCACACUUGGAGACACUCGCCGAGUUGUGCACUAUGAUCAAGGUACUGAUGAUUUUGCGGAUCAACCGAAAAAAAAAAGACAAGAGUUUUUUUUUUGCAGGUAGAAAUGAUCGAAAACCGUUGUUCUCUGCAAAUGGUGGCCUCCAUCCUCGGAGACGAUGCGACGCACGAUCCGAACAUUUCGGGCCUAAAUCCGAGAGCCGGAUUCGUGUCGGUCAUGGGCGAACUCGUCGGAGACAUUGCCGAACGCAUCGUCCAUCGGUAAAUUGACAAAUUUUCUAUCUUGACAAAUGCACCACUGUGUUUCAAGAGAAAGCUAACUUUUCCUUAAUUUGCAGAGCAGGAAUGUACGCGCAAAACGACAUUGGCGCGUACCGUCCAGCGCCGGGCGACAUUGCCUACCCGCAAAUGCUCCAAAUGAUUCGUAGAAUCGAGAAUGAGCAGAAGGAGAAGAGCCCGCGGCCCGAGGAGUCGGCCAUCGACCAGCACUGUCUGUGGUACCCGACCGUCCGGCGGACCGUCAUGUGUCUCUCGAAAAUAUUCCCGUGUCUGGAUGUGAGUUCAAAAAAGUCAAUUUCGGAAAAAAAAUUGAAACAAAGAACUACGAGACCUGUGCAUGAAAUAUUGAUGCAGCGGCGGUUAAAGUGAUUUUGGAACUGUCCACAAAGUCUUGCUAAAAUCUACAGAAACUCAAAGAACACAGAACAAUAGAAACGCAAUAG